Botrytis porri is the source of this 300-nucleotide messenger RNA. RefSeq lists its product as uncharacterized. The transcript has 2 exons. Bases 1 to 300 code for a protein of 99 amino acids. The record is from RefSeq and is a predicted model, not a curated record. Lineage: Eukaryota; Fungi; Ascomycota; Leotiomycetes; Helotiales; Sclerotiniaceae.
AUGACUGGUAUCCACAUGAUCAUAGCCGCCAAAGCCGCGCAGCUUAGCGAAGAAAUCGACACACGCAAGAUUCAAAGACUCGUUGAUAAUGGCGGUUCUUCGGUCAUAAUACAUUUCUCAGAUGGUUCGGAGAAAGAAGAAGCAUUCUUGGUUCAUAACCCGAAGACUACAGUUCAAGGCUCGUUUAUUAAACAGCUGGGUCUGGAUCUUAGUCCUGCGGGAGAUUUUCUGGCGCCCCCACCAUUUCAUCAAACUAGUGUGAGGGGUGUCUUUGCGGCGGGAGAUUGUAUCACGCCAUAA